ACAUGGUUAAGUAUCACCCUGCCAUGAACAGGUGCAGGCGUCGAUGGCGCAACUGUAUCUUUUGUCAAGUCGCUCUCCGGCCGGUACGAUAAAAUGUUUCAUUCGGACCGCAGUAAACUAAAAUUAAACUCGAGCUAACUCAAUGUCCCUAGUAUUUACACUGCCACCGUGAUGCACUUGCAGCUCAAUAGCUAAGAAGACCCAUGAUGUGUGUGAAAGAGAUUUUUGACCUCUAAAUGGAGUACUCCACUGGCGAUGUCGCAGCAGCAAGGAGUUUGCAGUUCGCCACGUACAUAUAUACGUCGACGGCUACAUUCUGGACCUAUGAUUAUGUUUGUUCACUUCAUGAAGAGUGGACGUUUUUGCUUCGAUCGAACUGGAGCAAGAUGAAAGGCUUGUAUAUUGUUACAAGAUACCUUCCCUUUGUCGUUCUCAUCACAGAUCUAUAUAUGAGCUUUACCCCGAAUGGGAACCCAAGUAAAUGCAGGAUGUUGGUCAAUAUUAGCUCAGGGUUUGAAAUGAUAUUAGCCAUUUUCUCCGCGUUUUUUUUCAUUCUCAGAACAUAUGCGCUCUGGAACAAAAAUAGAAUCUUGCUCGCAACCCUCUUGGGCAUUUUUUUCGUGACAUCCGUCAGCAUUAUCGUCGACACUGCUGUUUCUGCAACAUAUGCGACUAGCCCGAUCCCAGGCAUCACAGGGUGCUACCAGAGUUCAGCCAGUAACCAGAUUUUUAUCCCAUUCCUUCUCUUUUCUGUGUUCGGACUGGGACUCAUGAUCCUCACGCUCAUACGUUCCAUACAGAGCUGGAGGACAAACUCAAAUCGUCUGUAUGUUGUCCUGGUGAACCAUAACAUAUUCUAUUAUGCUUGCGCUUUCUUAUUCUCGACAAUGAACAUCUUCACAUCGCUGCUCCUCCAGGACACGUACCGGACCGUUUUGAAUAGUUUCCAGUUCCUGACCCUUGCGAUUGUUGCUGCACGCAUGCACAUCCAUCUCUGGCAGACAGGUCAACAUCUACGCGGCUCGAGCGGCUUGGUUCAUAUUCCAUUGACCGACAUGUCAUCUGUGAAUGUCACGGCGUGAUGUCUUAUCCUGCGGUUUAUUCAGUAUCUUUCAUGGAGCGAGGCUUGAACCAUACGAGAUGAUGGGUAGGGGUUUGGUAGAGUUCGUUACGUGUUUGAUUUACAGGAUGAGUCUGUCGCGGGGCGGGUGGAACAUUUGGAUGUCCUUGGUCCAU
Messenger RNA from Suillus plorans, 1236 nucleotides. RefSeq lists its product as uncharacterized. NCBI's taxonomy places the organism in Eukaryota, Fungi, Basidiomycota, Agaricomycetes, Boletales, Suillaceae. The transcript is spliced from 15 exons. The coding region runs from base 237 to 1082 and encodes 281 amino acids. The record is from RefSeq and is a predicted model, not a curated record.